Molecule: messenger RNA, 622 nt
Organism: Naegleria gruberi
Lineage: Eukaryota; Heterolobosea; Eutetramitea; Acrasida; Naegleriidae
Exons: 1
Source: RefSeq, a predicted model, not a curated record
UAACAAUGGUACCAAUUCUGGUAAUACUAAUAAUACUAAUAAUGCCGACAAUCAAUGGUCAUGUUUUGGCAUUGCCAAUAACAAUAGCUCUGUAUGUUCUAGACAUGGUACAUGCAAAUCACUCAAUGUUUGUGAAUGUAAAUCUGGUUAUACAGGAAGUGAUUGUGAACUUCGUACUUGUUUUGGUGUUGCCAAUAACAAUCCAAACUCUUGCUCAGCACGUGGUAAUUGUACCAAUGUCGAUACUUGUGAAUGUCGUGCAGGAUAUAGUGGAUCCAAUUGUGAGCAAUACACUUGCAAUGGAAUUCUCUUCUCAAAUUCAACUGUUGUUUGCUCUGGAAAUGGUAAUUGUACAGCACCUAACAUUUGUUCAUGUGCUUCCCAUGCUGAAGGAUCUUGGUGUGAUAUUACAUAUUGUAAUGGAAUUUCAUCAAGCAACAAUACUGUUUGUAAUGGACAUGGUAAUUGUGUCUCUGGUGCCUGUAGCUGUGCUGUCGGAUAUUUUGGAAAAGGAUGUGAACAAUAUGUUGUAUCCGGAUCAACAUUUGUAUCUGGUUUGGGAGUUUAUCAUGCCUUGUUUGUGUUCAUUACAAGCUUGUUGGUGAUCUUUAUAAUUAAUUAG